Molecule: messenger RNA, 561 nt
Organism: Stegodyphus dumicola
Lineage: Eukaryota; Metazoa; Arthropoda; Arachnida; Araneae; Eresidae
Source: RefSeq, a predicted model, not a curated record
AUGGCUACUAGAGAUCCUCUAACCACUGAUGACAAACAAAUGGCUCGCGUUGCGGUGAAACCUGUCCCAUUUUGGCGUAGUGACCCCAACCUUUGGUUUUUUCAAUUAGAUGCACAAUUCAAGCUCGGGGGUACAACACGAGACGACACGAAAUUUUAUACUGCGAUUUCCGCCCUCGACACUGAGGUUCUUCAGUCAGUAUGUGAGAUUGUUCUGAAACACCCCUCGGAUAAUAAAUACGAGGAAUUGAAAAAUAAAUUAAUUUCAGUUUAUGAGGAGUCUGAAAAACACCCCAAACUAAAGCAGUUAUUACAAGAUUUGCAACUUGGUGAUAUGCGCCCAUCCCAGUUAUUGUCAAAAAUGCAGGAGCUUGCGGGUGACAAUUUUAAGUCCAAUGUUUUACAAUCAUUGUGUCUCAAUCGUCUCCCGAACAAUAUCCAAGCUAUUCUUGCCUCCAGUAACGAGAACUUACUCCAACUGGCCCAAAUGGCAGACAAAAUUCCUGAUGUUCUCCAACCACAAGCAAUCAGUCAAGUUCAGCAUCCCAGUGUUGAUAUUUGA